This is a messenger RNA of Encephalitozoon romaleae SJ-2008, 642 nucleotides long. RefSeq lists its product as hypothetical. Gene Ontology annotation, molecular function: protein kinase binding. Bases 1 to 642 code for a protein of 213 amino acids. The transcript has a single exon. The record is from RefSeq and is a predicted model, not a curated record. Lineage: Eukaryota; Fungi; Microsporidia; Unikaryonidae.
AUGAGCUCGAAAUAUUCUGGAAUCAAUUUGGAUAGCGACGAAGAGGAGGAGAUACAUCCCAACAUAGAUGAGAAAAGCUACAAAGAAUGGAAGAGAAGGCAGAGGGAGCAGAAAAGGAGAGAGCUGGAGCAAAGGCUGCAGGAAAUCAAUUCUAUCAAUGACCCUGGGGAGGAGAUGAUUGAAGAAAAGAACGAGAUAGAAAGGAUUUUGAAGCCUUCCUAUGUAUGCCUUGAUACAGAGUCUUUCAGGAUCCCCUCUGAAGAUUCGGAGAAAGAUUACAUUCAAGAGCUGGAGUACCUUAUAGUCCACAAUGAAUUAGACAACUUCAUUGAGCUGAUGAACCAAUCGAAGAUCAAUAUGGAGAAGUUUGAGGUUGUUGUUCUUCACAACCUGGCCGAGCAGAUUAAAGAAGGAAACGAUGCAGGGGGCCUUAUCCUUUCAAAGAUAUCACUAUAUGCUAAAUAUGCCUUGUCACACGGAAAGGAUUUUCUUCUAAAAUUGCGUGCUCAACUCACAAAUAAAGAAAAGAAAAAGCAAUUUGAGGAGGACUGCAGAAAAGAUUUCGAAGAGACAAAGAGAAUGUUUUUGGAGGAAUUUGGGGAACAUGUGAGCGCCAAGCAACCUUCGUGUCCCGAGCAAUAG